CGAGGAUCACGGCAAGAGACGCAUUUCCAUAUGCCAAAUCUGGUCGAAACGGUAGCGCCCCAUCAUCGUGCCAAGAGGAGGUUCCCAGCCCUCCUGGAGGCGGGGAACCGAAUCCAGGCUCCAGACCCAGACCUCACCCCAUCGUCAAACCGGACCGUGAUGGGGUGUCCCAACCCGAGGGACCGUGAUUUGGGUGUCCCAACCCAAGGGACCGUGAUUUGGGUGUCCCAACCCGAUGGACCGUGA
Darwinula stevensoni is the source of this 246-nucleotide messenger RNA. The record is from the annotation of a GenBank genome assembly. NCBI's taxonomy places the organism in Eukaryota, Metazoa, Arthropoda, Ostracoda, Podocopida, Darwinulidae.